UCGUGCCAUUUUUCCAUGACACCGCGUGGAAAGAUAAGGCUCGCCUAUAAAAACACAUCUCAGGUGGUUCCCUUGUCCGUGGAACCUGACGGAUCCGCCACGAUGCUGCCGCUGUGGACAUUUGCAGUGCUGCUGGGAGCGGUAGCUGGACGAGAAGUCUGCUAUGACAGACUAGGCUGCUUCAGUGAUGAUUCCCCAUAUGGAGGAACUUUGGAAAGGCCUCUCAAAAUGCUGCCCUGGUCUCCAAAAGUUGUCAACACCCGCUUCCUCCUGUACACUAACGAGAAUCCCAACAAUUACCAAGUGAUCACUGCAGAUGCAUCAAGCAUCAGGAGCUCCAACUUCAAAACAAACAGAAAAACCCACUUCGUCAUCCAUGGGUUCACAGACAAGGGGGAAGACAGCUGGCUGUCCAGUAUCUGCAAGAACAUGUUCCAGGUGGAAAAUGCAAACUGCAUCUGCGUGGACUGGAAGGGCGGCUCCCGGACUGGAUACACUCAGGCCACACAGAACGUGCAAAUCGUAGGCGCAGAAAUCGCCUACUUGGUGAAAGCCCUUCAGUCCAACUUUGGAUACUCUCCCUCCAACGUUCACCUCAUCGGCCACAGCCUGGGCUCCCAUGUUGCUGGCGAGGCUGGAAAGAGGUUGAAUGGGGCCAUUGGACGAAUUACAGGUUUGGAUCCAGCUGAGCCUUACUUUCAGAAUACACCCGAAGUUGUCCGACUGGACCCCAGUGACGCCCAGUUUGUGGAUGCCAUUCAUACCGAUUCUGCCCCCAUGGUCCCCAACAUGGGGCUAGGAAUGAGCCAAACCGUGGGUCACUUAGACUUCUUCCCAAACGGAGGGAAAGAAAUGCCUGGGUGCCAGAAGAAUGCCCUCUCUCAGAUUGUCGACAUGGAUGGGAUCUGGGAAGGGAGCCGUGACUUUGUGGCCUGCAAUCAUCUAAGAAGUUACAAGUAUUAUACAGACAGCAUCGUCAACCCAACUGGCUUCGCAGGGUUCUCUUGUGCCUCAUACAGCGACUUCACUUCGGACAAGUGCUUCCCCUGUCCGAGUGGAGGAUGCCCACAGAUGGGCCAUUACGCUGACAGAUACUCUAGGAAAACAAGUGGAGUCGGCCAGAAAUUUUUUCUAAACACCGGGGAUGCUAGCAAUUUCGCUCGCUGGAGGUACCAGGUGACUGUCACCCUGUCUGGACAGAAAGUCACAGGACACGUACUGAUCUCCCUGUUUGGAAGUGGAGGGAACUCUAAGCAGUAUGAAAUUUUCAAGGGCUCUCUCCAAUCUGGAAAGACUCUUACCAGUGAGUUCGACUCUACUGUGGAUGUCGGGGAUCUGCAGAAGGUUAAAUUUAUUUGGUACAACAACGUGAUCAACCCAACUCUACCCAAAGUGGGGGCAUCAAGGGUCGCAGUGGAAAGAAACGAUGGUAGAGUGUUCAACUUCUGCAGUUCUGACACUGUGAGGGAGGACGUCCUACUCACUCUGGCAUCGUGUUAAGAACCUGUUGACAAGGGGACCACGGCGGCACCAAGCUGCUAAUAAAAUCUAGCAGUGAAGCUAUCCUGCAGUUGGAAGGUUUUUUUUUUUUUCUCUGUCUCACUGGACCAGUUUUUUUCCCACUGGCCGGGUCCUCGCAGCUGCUUAUGAAAUAAUCACACCAAAGCUAAUAUUAUUAAAUUAUAAUUGUUUGGUCAA
This is a messenger RNA of Mesocricetus auratus (golden hamster), 1698 nucleotides long. RefSeq names its product pancreatic triacylglycerol lipase-like. NCBI's taxonomy places the organism in Eukaryota, Metazoa, Chordata, Mammalia, Rodentia, Cricetidae. Gene Ontology annotation, biological process: lipid metabolic process. The transcript has 13 exons. The record is from RefSeq and is a predicted model, not a curated record. Bases 16 to 1500 code for a protein of 494 amino acids. Gene Ontology annotation, molecular function: protein binding; triacylglycerol lipase activity.